AUGCCCUUGCAGGAAAGGAGUCCUGAACUAGAUUGUAAUUACGAUCUUGUCAAUUCAACUGAAAUUUCUGUCACCCCAAUUAAAAGAGAAUGGGUGGAUAUUACGUUGCUGUCGAGAAGCUCCAAUAAUAAUUGGCUUAAAAGAUGGUAUUCCACAUCCAAUACAGGAACUUGGCCCCAACAAUUCCACAGUAUUCAUCAUCUCAUGAAUCACUGUAAUUUACAAUUCGAGUCUUCAGAUCUUACAGCGCCAGCUUUCAAAUUAUUCAAAGAUAUCUAUGCUAAUUUACAAAAACCAUCACAUUCAUACCCUUCACCAAUGUAUCACGUAUAUUUCCUUAAUGACGACGGCAAUCAUAAGGAUGAAAAUGAAACAUUGAUAGAUCAAGAGUCAUCAGUGUCCACAUUUUCCAUAGACAUAAUACCAGCUACGCUCAAUAGGAUUAAUAAAUCAAACCCAAAACUAAUGAAGUCUAUAAAGUUUUACUUUCACACGUUGUGUUUCCUUACAGAUAAAUGUCAACAUUGUGAUAUUGAAGAAUUCGAUUUGGCAAAAUCAUGGAAGAGAAUAAUAGACAACUAUAUCAAUCUUGUCUGUCAAAAUUAUAUUGGAACUUGGUUACAAUGGGUAAAUUUAAUAAAUGAAAAUGGAGGGAAGUAUACUCUUAUCAAUAAUAGAUUGACAGAUUUACUCAAUUUAGUGAUGCGGAAAUUCCAUAAAGUAUAUUUCGUGUACAAAGAUUCAAAAACAUGUACAAUCGAUGAAUUCAAGAAUAAAUUAAUCAAACACAAACAUAAGGUCACUUUCGGUGUUUGGAUAGAUAGUAGAAAUAAAGUCUUAAUUUUGGCAAAUAGUUACCAGAAGAUAACGAUUUCUACCUUAGGACUUUGUAUAGAAAUUAAUCAAUCUGAAUGUUUGGUUAAAAAGUUAUUGCUUUUUGUUAAUUUAGCAAUCAUACAAUGUCUUCGAAACGAACUAUGUUAA
Molecule: messenger RNA, 984 nt
Organism: Kazachstania africana CBS 2517
Lineage: Eukaryota; Fungi; Ascomycota; Saccharomycetes; Saccharomycetales; Saccharomycetaceae
Gene: NDJ1
Product: Ndj1p
Exons: 1
Coding region: 1-984 (327 amino acids)
Source: RefSeq, a predicted model, not a curated record